AUGAAUUUUACAAAACCACCGUUACCGUUCUUUGGAAAUAAGAGUAAAUGUAAAGAUAUUAUAUUGAGAGAACUUAAGAAACUACCGAAUGGUCUAACAUUUGUAGAUUUGUUCGGUGGAAGUUUCUAUAUAUCCCAUUUGUGCCAUACAAUAUUUCCUGACUCAAAGAUUAUAUGCAAUGACUUCGACAACUAUAUGGACCGUCUCAAACAUAUACCAGACACAAACAAUAUAUUGAAAGAGUUAAAAGAAAAGAUACCUAUAGGUAAGAUGGAACGUAUACCAUUAGAUAAGAAAAAUAUUGUGAGAGAGGUUUUGAAAAAAGCAGAAUAUAUAGACUGGGAUAGUAUAUCUGCUAGACUAUUAUAUAGUGGUGCUAUAAGAGUUCAUGACAUUGAAACACUUAUGUCAAAAGUUUUAUAUCUUAACUAUACAAAUGUUUUCAAAGAGGACAUAGAAAAAUAUAUUGAGGGUAUAGAGUUUGUGAGAUGUCAUUGGACAGAUUUGUAUGAAAAAUAUAAAGACAAGGAAAAUGUUUUCUUUAUAGUGGACCCGCCGUUCUAUAACACAUGGGAUUUUCAAUACCAAGUAGACUGGACUUUGAGAGACUCUUUAG
Molecule: messenger RNA, 616 nt
Organism: Trichomonas vaginalis G3
Lineage: Eukaryota; Parabasalia; Trichomonadida; Trichomonadidae
Product: phage tail repeat-like family
Exons: 1
Molecular function (GO): site-specific DNA-methyltransferase (adenine-specific) activity
Source: RefSeq, a predicted model, not a curated record